Molecule: messenger RNA, 2233 nt
Organism: Marchantia polymorpha subsp. ruderalis
Lineage: Eukaryota; Viridiplantae; Streptophyta; Marchantiopsida; Marchantiales; Marchantiaceae
Source: the annotation of a GenBank genome assembly
GACGGCCUCUCGAAUCAUCAGGAACACCGGAGGCUCAAAGAGACGUGUAUCGAUUUGUCGACGAGAUUUGUAGUUCAGGUGGGAAGCAUUGCAAAUUCUGAUGCUUGCUGCAUAUGUCUGAUACGAUGGACGGCGAGUCGCGAAGAUCAUUGCUGGAUGAUUUCCAGGACGCACAAGCCGUCUCUAUUCUCAGAGCCCCAAAUGGAGGAGAGGCAUGUGGCAGUGUCACCGGACCCAGGAAUGAGCAACGCGCCAAACAAAUCCUUGGGGGCGAGAAGACUGAGGGAGCAGGAGUGGAGAUGCCGACAAUUGGAGAGGAGAUCAAGACGCAAGUACUCAUCGCACUGCCGAUGAUAGUCAUGAAUCUCUUGCAGUUCUCGAUUCUCAUCGUUUCUGUCAUGUUUGUGGGGCACUUGGGAUCACUGGAGCUCGCCAGUGCAUCUCUCGCCACCUCUGUUACAAACGUCCUCGGCUUGUACAUCCUGAUGGGAAUGGCAGGGUCUCUGGAGACCCUUUGUGGACAAGCUUACGGUGCCAAGCAGUACCACAUGCUGGAAAUUUACGUUCAGCGGGCAGUCUUCGUCCUGUGCUGCACUUGCGUGCCUUUGACAAUUCUCUUCCUGAAGAUUGAGAGCAUCCUCCUCCUGGCCGGGCAGACGCCAGAAAUCUCCAGCAAAGCGGCAGAAUACGUGUUUUGGCUAUUGCCAGCCCUUUACGCCAGCGCGUUUUUGCAACCGCUUAUCAAGUUCUUGCAGACCCAGAGCAUCGUUAGACCCAUGGCUUACUGUGCAGCAGCCGCGUUGGCAAUUCAUGUACUUUUGUGCUGGUUCUUCGUGUUCAAGCUGGGUCUCGGCUAUCGAGGUGUUGCAAUGGCCACGAGCAUAUCAUAUUGGGCGAACGUAGUGCUUUUGGCCACGUUCGUGAAAGUGUCAAACUGCUGCGACAGGACUUGGUAUUGGGCCUUUGAGAUAAUGGUGCUGGCCGCUGGAUGGUUGGCUAAUCCUCAACUGGAAGUCUCAGCAUUAGCAAUUGGCCUGAAUACCUCCGGUUUAAGUUACACGAUCCCUACUGGCCUCAGCGCUGCUGCAAGCACUCGCGUUUCUAAUGAGCUCGGAGCUGGGAGGCCUCUUGCAGUGCGCAGGGCGAUAAAAGUGGUGCUUACCACCUCUUUCGGGGUUGCCAUCAUUGUUUCGAGCUCUUUGUUCUUGUCACGAGAUAGUUGGGGCUUUAUCUUCAGCAAGGACCUUGAAGUGGUCUCAAAAGUCUCCACUAUUGUGCCAUUUCUAUGCUGCGUCAUUCUUUUUGACGGCUUCCAAGGUGUUCUUGCAGGGAUUUUCAAGGGUGCCGGAUGGCAAGACGCAGGCGCUAUGAUAAAUUUCACCUGCUUCUAUGUAUUUGGCAUUCCUACUGGAAUGAUCUUGUCUUUCUACUUUGGCUGGGACUGCAAGGGUUUAUGGACCGGUAUGAUUACAGGACUUGGAAUUCAAGUGAUCGGACUUUCAUACAUAUGCUCUCGCACAAACUGGGAUGAACAGACGGAGAUAGCCUACACUCGACAGCGCAAAGCAAGGUCAUCGACAGAUGAUGUACAUGCGGCAGAAAGCAUAUAUCCUUGAUCGAAAGCUCUGGUCACAGAGUUUCAGUUGUACAAAGCAUGCAACUUCUCAGCACGUUCAUUCAUCGUCAAAUGUGCUGGCCCCCAAUGAGCGCCUCAUAUGGUCUUUUGGUCACUCCAGAUGGAAUGGACUUCCAUAUUAAACAUUGAGGUUCUCAAAAAGGAUGCUGCAGAAGAUCAAGUGGGUUGUAGGAAGCCGCAGAACAGCUUCUGCCUAAGUUUGAUGAGCUCCAGUGGCUGAAUUCUACAACCAGCAAGCCUGGAAAAAGCAUGUUACGCUUGAAGGCAAAGGAGGGUGAAUGACAAAAGGAACAAGGCUGGCUUUUAUGACUCACCAUUUGGUCUCUAGUUGACAAAGGUUGAUUCUUUCUUGUACUUCAUACAAGAAAGAAAUGACAGAGGGUGGUGAAUUCCUGCUUCUUUGAGGAUGGUGAGUCUGGGCCUCCACUGUGAUUUGACGUUCAAUUUCUAUCCGAUUCAUGUGAGGGACAUGAAUCUCGGGCGAAUAGAAAGUCCAGGAAGGUUCUGCAUUCUAGCCUUUCAUCUCCAAUAGGUUUGAAGUGCGAACGUAAUGUCAAAUUUUUUAUAUAAUAUUAAAUUAUUUGCUUAACUUGGCAU